AGAUGCUAGAGUGAAUUUUAACAAAGGGAAACCUGAAAACAGAAAAUUACAGCUUGGAAAAGCAUCAUAAAACGAGUGAAUAGUCAGUCAAAAUGUGGGUAUGGAUAGAGUGACCAUUAUAAUGUACUGUUGCAUGGCCAAGGUGUUUAAUACUCUUUUCUAUUUUCCCUUUGAUAGAUUCAUAAUAAGGAAGAUGUUAACCAUUGUGACCAUAGUGGUGCUUUUAUUUCUACAGAUGAAGGCAAGUAGUGCCAAAAUGAUAACACAGCAAGGAGAUAUUUGUUUAAAUAGUUAUUCUUGGAGCGUGAGAGUGAUUGAUCAACAAUUCAUGUACCAGUACACUAUAACAGAUUCCUCACAUCACUGUUUAGAUACCUGUCAGACGGAAGGCAAUACUCCAAGUCCAGACAUAGAAUAUGCAGAACAGGUCUAUGAAGUGAACACUGACUUUUAUGGAUCCAUUGAUGAUAAUGGUGACGUCAUCACUUGUCUGAAUAUCACAUUUGAAGUCAGACGCCAUAGUGCUUCCAAUCUAGAAGGAUUGAUAUUCACACUGGAAGAUCAUUGGAAUGGUGGCUACAAAGAGUGCUAUAGAUUGAAUUUUACAUCAGGAUUGAACCGUUUGUCUGUUUAUGACUCUACAGCUCCAAAUAAAAAUAGGAUUUUUCAUUUCGACUGUUUCUGUGAUUUGAAGAUAAGUGAUGAUGGACCAAAUGAGUAUACUUUAAAAAUCCGUUCUCUACCAUACCAAUCUCAAGACUGUACCUUAAUAGACGAUCAGACUGUCACAAUGCAAGUAAGAGUACCUGUUUGCAACGAUCCUGCUAGAACAUGGACAGAUAAAUAUUGUGAAAUGAUUCCAAGAGAAGAAUGGACCCCAUCUAUUGACUUUUACCAAGCCAUUCCAGAAUAUAAUACCUUCAGACUGACAUUUACGCCCGCACCUGCUAGUUAUUCAAUAAAUCUAUACAGGAUUUAUAUAUACAGCUUGAUGGGGAAUAUCUUCAUCGACGGACAUAUCAUCUACGCGGAUGAUAUGAUUUUAACUCCUGUUGAGGUUAAUGGCGUUGUUGUGAAUACUACAUCCAUCGACUACGAGAUCAAUGCCAACCCAGGAGAUACUAUUACUGUAAUGAUUAUAACAGGAAAGGACAGCCAGGAAGAGAUGCGUACGAGUGGUCCAAAUGUAGUAUUUCAAGGGAACCCUUGUGAAACACAUUUUUGUGAACCUCUUGGAUCAUGCAUUCCUCGUGGUGAUGACUACGUGUGCCAUUGCAUGGAAGGGACUGUUCAAGUAAACAACCACACUUGUAUUCAAAAUCCUUGUAAGGUCAAUACGUGUGGACCUCUUGGAUCUUGUAUUCCUUCUGGUCAAGAUUAUCAUUGCAAGUGCCAGGAGGGAUCUCUUAACAUCAACAACCACACUUGUAUCCGGGACACCUGUGAAUCCAUAUCUUGUGAACCUUUUGGCUCCUGUAUACCCCUCGGUGAUGACUACUUUUGUCAAUGUCAGGAAGGAACAUUCAACUUGAAUAACCAUACAUGUGUCCAAUCCAUUGAUGAUAGCAAUAUAUGGAAAGGGGUCACUGGUGCUGCUGUUAUAGGUGCUCUGUUGGUCAUCAUAAUUCUGGCGAUUUGUCUUUGUUGUAAAAGAAUUAAAGAACAUCAGGAUCAACGCUCCAGAUCUUGUUCAAGCUUGGGUUCUGAUGAUAUCCUCUUUGCCUUUUCCGAAGAAAACUGUCAGUUUGUAAAUCUUGUUGAGAUGUUGGCAAGAUUACUAAGAACCCGUGGUGAUAUCAGUCUAGUUCUUCCAACGCAGAAUACGCAAGGAAUGACUGAUCACGAGCGGGAGCAGUGGCUUGAAAGCGCUUCAGUUAAAGCCAAGAAGAUAAUCUGGAUAUGUUCUACAGAGACAUCAGAAACAGUACACUCUAAUAAUUUUGAAAAACUAUUAAAACUUACAGAGAGUGAACGGCAAAGGGGAAAAGACAGGCAUUUAGUGUGUUUCUUUUCGAAGGUGUGUUCGGAAUGGAACAUACCAUGUAAAUUACGAGAAUUUCGAACAUACAGUUUGUUAGAAGACCUGGAUUUAAUGUGGUUUAAUUUACAGGAUAUUGAGAAACCUACAUCGCUUUCCAGUUAUAACAUACUUUUACCAGGACGUGAACCAUGUACAGAAAGAACAGAAUUAAUAUGUGCCUUAGAAAGCUGGUCAGGAAAUUACCAUGGAGAAUCACAAGACUCUGGAUUUCCUAUUGAGUUCGUGAAUGUGGAUAGAGACGAGGCUACAGGGGGAAUUGAUUUGAAUGAACUUAUUUUACAUGAUGGUGAAUCUGACAGUGACAAUCACGACAGUGCUUUUGAUGAUUAUUCAUCUAGGGGCAAUCAUUACAUGCAAUAUAGGAAAAUGCAUUCAACGGUUAUAGAGGGAUACUCAAGUACCUAUUGUUAGUGUUAGAAGAUUGAUUUCGCCUAUAUAAAUGCAGAAAGGAGGAUAUUAGAAAAAAUACAUUAUUACACGAAUGGUUGAUUAAUAAGUCGAAUUUCAAGGAGAAAUUUUAUACUUUCGUCAUUAUCGUUAUUAUCAUUAUUAUUACUAUUGUUAUUAUUAGUAGUAAUAUUAUAUUUUUGUAUUAUCAUUAACAUCAUCGUCAUUAUAAUUAUUAACAUUAUUACUAUUACUUCUACGACUAAUACUAUUUUCAUAACGUCUUCUCUUUGUUUUUAUCAGCUCUCUCAAAAUGUACAUUUUACACUAAUUAUAUAUAACACACAGUCAAUGGGAGGCAACACAGAGUGUCUGUCAGUUGCCCCCCCCCCCCUUACGUGAAUCAUGAAAAAAUAAAUCCUAGAAAUCCUAAUAAUUUUAUUGCAAAAUACAUUUUUAAGCCUUCCGAAACGUCAGGUGCUACAUUUUUAGUUGAAAUCGAAUGCAAACUAACAAAAUAACAGGAUUUUUUAUAACAGGUUGAAUGCAUUAUUUUUUCAUGUAUUAUUUUGAUUAAGAGCAGAGCAAUAACCAGUAGGCUUAUUGAGCAAAUCAACCCCAUGACUUCUUAAAACUCUGAAAUGGUUAAUAUUAAAAAGGUAUUGCCACUAAAUCUCUCUUUAAUGAUUUUAUCAUUGAAGUCUCAAUUAUCUCAUCCUAUUGGCAUUGCUAUUUUAAGGAACAUAUAGUACAUUUCUACUUACAAAGAAAUAUAUAGUUAAGAACGGAUCGGGAAACGAAAGAAGGCUCCCCCCCCAAAAAAAGGAGUUUGUAUAGGGUGCAGCCUCGUGUUCAAAAUAUUCCAAUACAUGCAUUAUUAAACUAGUACAGACUAAGAAAAAUCAUAUACGCAAUUACAAUAAGACUGCAACUUAGGCACAACACCGAUUAUACAGUGCGUAUCAAAAAAAGUUUACACUUUGAAAAAAUCCUGUAAAAUUAUACAUUUGUAA
Molecule: messenger RNA, 3441 nt
Organism: Lytechinus variegatus (green sea urchin)
Lineage: Eukaryota; Metazoa; Echinodermata; Echinoidea; Temnopleuroida; Toxopneustidae
Exons: 14
Coding region: 101-2452 (783 amino acids)
Molecular function (GO): interleukin-17 receptor activity
Source: RefSeq, a predicted model, not a curated record